GGCUUUCCCCCCGUCCAUCGGCUGUGUGUUCGGCAGUCAAGGUCGGAGGCGGCAAGUGAACAAUAAAAUCAUGGCCGUGCUACGCCCCUCCAUUUCGUCGGGUGCCCCUCUUUUAAUUCAUCUAUCGCAGGGUCUCCUACUCGGUGUUUUUCUCAUUGACUUAUUGACUCAACAGCUUUCAAAUCCUCCAAAAUGGCGACUCCCGGCCUGCUUUACGUGACGAUGCAUCCGCGUCCCUCGCUCCCCGCCGCUCAGUUCCACGACUGGUACAACUCGGAACAUGGACCCUUGCGUCUACGCUUGCCUUUCGUCACCAACGGCUUCCGGUAUCGUGCUGUUGAUGGCGAGGAGCCUGAGUGGGUAGCUUGGUAUGACAUUACGGAGAUGGAGGAGUUGACGCGCGAGACCUACCUGGCUCUGCGGGGAGAUGGUAUCAAGACUCCGCGAGAGAAGGCCACUAUGGCUCAAAUUGCCGUCGAUCGCCGCCUCUACGACUUCCUGGGUGAACAAAAAGCCGCCGAUUACACUCCGCUCGAGGAUCAACCUGAUACCACUGUGGCCGGCUCGGUGCUCGUCGCCGUCUCCACCACUCUUGUCGACGACGCCGACAAAGAGGCCGAUUACAACCGCUGGUACACCGAGGAACACAUCCCAAUGCUCUCCCGCGUGCCCGGCUGGCGCUGCUCCCGUCGCUUCGUGACCGCCGCCAUCGACCCCAAGGCCCCCCGCGAAUACUUGACGCUCCACGAGUACAAAGCCACCAAUGGCCUGGGAGGUCCGGAACACAAGGCUGCCAUGGAUACCCCUUGGCGCACUCGGAUUGUCAACGACACGAUCACCAGCCAGCGUCGUCGUGUCUUUGAGUGGGCCUACACCUUCGGACCCGCCCCCCGCGAGCUCUCUUCCCUGGCUUCCAAGGAUGUUGCUGGGCCGUGGUCGUCCAACGACGGCCGCACCCGUACUCUUCCCUCCCCUACCCGCCCAGCCGUCGAGUCAUUUGUCACCACCGCGGACGGUGUCGACCUUCCCUACCGGUUGGAGGGCAGCACUGACCCUCACAGCCCCGUCAUUGUACUGAGUAACUCGAUUUUGGUGGAUUACGCCAUCUGGGAUGAUUUUGUCAGCGCUUUCCUCGCGGAUCCCCGCAACCAGGGCUUCCGUAUCCUGCGCUACUCCACCCGUGGCCGUCUGCAGGCCUGUGGCAAGCAGCCGAUCAACAUCGAUGUGCUCGCUUCCGAUAUCAUCGCCCUGCUAGACGCACUGCGCAUUCCUCAAGCCACUCUGAUCGGCGUUAGCUUGGGAGGUGUCACGGUUCUCAAUACUGCAUUGCGCUAUCCUACUCGCGUGACGCGCUUCAUAUCCUGCGAUACCAACAGCUCCAGCCCCGAGUCUAACCGCAAGGCCUGGAAUGAUCGCGUAGCUGUGGCCGAGCGCGAGGGUGCUGUCUCUGCUACCACCCAGGAGACGAUUGUUGGUGACGAGCUGGCCGAGGUCACUGUUCGUCGGUGGUUUACGCCGGAGUCCUAUGAGACCCAGCCUCAUCUCCCCGCUCAGGUGAAGGAGUUGGUGCGCACCAACAGCCUUGAGGGCUUCCGCCAGAGCGUCCAGGCUCUCUGCGCAUACGAUGUCCGGGAACAGAUGGCGCAGGCGCAGGUUCCAGGUCUCUUUGUCGCUGGCGACAGCGAUGGUGUGCUUCCGAAGACCAUGCAACAGAUGGCGGCCGACCUCAAGGGUGAUGCGGAGCUCAAGCUCAUCCCCAAGGCCGGACACUUGCCCAUGGUCGAGAACGCUCCUGCCUUCACCCAAGUAGUUAACGAAUUCCUCCACAAGUAGUUAUGCACAAAACUCAAUGAAU
Molecule: messenger RNA, 1855 nt
Organism: Aspergillus japonicus CBS 114.51
Lineage: Eukaryota; Fungi; Ascomycota; Eurotiomycetes; Eurotiales; Aspergillaceae
Product: putative alpha/beta hydrolase
Exons: 1
Coding region: 193-1833 (546 amino acids)
Source: RefSeq, a predicted model, not a curated record